This is a messenger RNA of Penicillium expansum, 5091 nucleotides long. Its product is annotated as Zinc finger, ZZ-type. The record is from RefSeq and is a predicted model, not a curated record. The coding region runs from base 1 to 5091 and encodes 1696 amino acids. Lineage: Eukaryota; Fungi; Ascomycota; Eurotiomycetes; Eurotiales; Aspergillaceae. Gene Ontology annotation, cellular component: cytoplasm; nucleus. Gene Ontology annotation, molecular function: zinc ion binding; protein binding. The transcript has 7 exons.
AUGGUCAAGUCCACGACUUCUUCACGCAGAAGCGUCUCUCCGGAACACAUAGGCGAUGGCGGCUCUUCAAAGGGAACGAUCGGAGGGGGCACCGAGACCAUUGGGGAGGGGUUGAUUGUUCAUUCGCGUCCACCAUCUCCCUCUACUGAUACACCGGGUAUUGAUAUUGUGAUUGUACAAGGCCUCGAUCUCAUACACCUUUCGGCAACGGAAAACAACAACGACUUUGAACCUAGUGAAUGGAUCCAGGAUUACAGGGACUCACUGAGACUUUCGCGAUUGACCGUCUUCAAAUACAACGCACUUGAGGUUUUAGAUGGAAAUAAUACUCGGACUGCGCUCCAUCGAAAAGCGGUUCAUUUGUUGCGAGACCUGGUGAAGCUCAGAGAAGAUGAAAUGACGACGGAAUGGUCCAUCAUAUUCGUGUGUCAUGAUAUAGGAGGUAUUAUCGUGAAAGAGGCUUUAGCACUCGCUUCCUUUGAGUAUCAGAAAUGGGGGAAUGUAUUUGACUACACUCGCAUGCUAGUGUUCUCGGACUGUCCCAAUGGUGGAUCUACUACGCAGGAUAUACAAAUCAAGCUAUCCCAGCUGGUGUUCAGUUCCUCCAAGCGAGCGUCUACUAUGGCCCCUUCCAUACUGUUCUCUAUCAAUCAAUUGGCUUAUGCCGUUCAAGAAAUUGACGGACUCUUCAUCGACUCCAAAAUCCUUUUCCAAAGCAUCUUGAUCACUCUUUUUCCAGGCCCACCUUUCCUAGAAUCUUCCCUGGGACUAAAUUUGGAGAAAAGCUUCUUUGGAGAACCUUACAAUGGGCUGAAUGAAUAUCUUGGCAAAGUCGACAUCCGUUUAACACUUCCAAAUAACCAAUACCUACAGCUAAAGCGCACUCUUCUUUCGCUGUCAUCUCCUAUCGAGCCUCUGAACACAACACCCGAUAUCUUGAAUAGCGGCCUCGUUGAGCUUCAGACCUAUAAAGAAUGGAUGGGCUACAGAGGAUCACAGGUAUUGCAUGUGUAUGGCACCGAUGGUAUCCACCAGGCUGGUAUCCAGAUAUUCCAUUCUCUUCGAAGCCACGAGAGGGUUGAGAGUAGUCAUGGUAUGGUGCUUUACUUCUCUUUCGACAACACAGAUGACCGCCGUAGCACCAUGAAAGACAUGCUGUGCACAUUCUUGGCUCAGCUCAUCUGUAAUGCUCCAAAAGAUCUUUCAUCUCAAAUUGAUGCUUAUUUCGAGCAGCUCGACGAAGAGCAUGGCUGGAGUACCCUGGAUCUUCUACAAUGGUACCGUGCUUUCCUCCAGCAUGAUGUAACCGGGAAUGUAUUCUGCGUGGUCAAUCAUUUGGAUGAAUGUUCCGAAGACGAUCAAAAAUCCCUUCUUACACUUUUAUCGACACUAUCUGAGUCCGGAAAGAGCGCUUGGAAGAUGGCUAUUACCACGGGAAAGGUAUCGGAGCCCAUCUUCUCUUUGCUCAGUGACUGGCCAUCAAUCGACGUGGAUGGCAUUGUGUUAGAUGAUCCCGCAAAAGAGCUAUCGAGGAUCGACGACGACGAAGGAAUGUGUCUCCUGCGUCUCAGGCCAGAUAUCCAGUUUAUCGGCCGAUCCCUAGACAAGGAAAUCCACUUCGCUUCUUCUCUCCCCCCACUAGCUCGACAUAUUGUUGUUGAGCAGGCAAGGGUACAUAAAGAAUGGCCGCAAGACUUACCUAUCCAAACAAUCAUGUCUGGGAAACACGAAAAUGAUGAUUCUUCAAAGGAGACCCCCCGGGUUGUUGAGAUGUUCUUGGACGCUUUACUACGAAGGAUACCCGAUCAAGUAUUUGUUCAAAAGUUGUUGACAUGGCUUCUAUAUGCAGUACGGCCGCUCACUAUCUGGGAGUUGGCAACCGCAAUGUCUUUGGGCUCUAUUGACUCAGAAGGCGAAGCUCUGAUAAUCUCAGAGGAGUUUGAAGUGCAAAGUCUGAAGCAGAAACUAGAGGACUGGUUCGUUGGCAUUGUCGAGAUCAAGCUAAACGAAGUUCGAUUCACCGAUCGUCGUGUGAGGGACAUCUUCAUGCGUCGCCAUCAGCCUGACAGCCCUGCGUUUGUAUGGACCGGGAUACAGGAUUCUGCCCAAUAUGAUAUCACUAAGUCCUGCCUUGAAUAUUUAUCUCUUGGCAGUGUCCAACUUGAAAUGGAACGCCUAUAUCAAGGUCCCGAGACCCAGCCAGUCCAUUCUGAUGAUCGACGAAGCCUCUGUGGUUACGCGAUAUUGAAAUGGGCAAUGCAUUAUUCAAGAAUUCAAGACUCUUCAGCUUCAUCGAAAUUGCUCAAUGCUUAUCUGGUUUCUGCUUUAUCGAAUUCUUGGAUUAAGGGGAAUUGGGCACUUUCAAACCCAUUCACCCGAUCCCGCUCCAUCCCCGAGUCCAGUUACUCGGUUUUGGCUGGAUUGGGAAUACUAGGUCCGGUUGAAUCGAAUGACUCAAAAGAGAGGGAAAUGGCUCUUGUCGAAGCAGCAAGAUACGAGGAAUUGACGUCGGUUAGUGAAUUGCUGGAGCCGUUUGAUUUCCCGCAAUCGGUUUUGCUAGAUGCUAUCAUCGCGGCUAGCCAUUCGGGGAAUGAACGGAUCAUGUUGCAAAUGCUUUCGAAGAUCCCUACUCUCGAAACCUCUAGUAUGGAUGAUCGGAUUAUAUAUCUUCUAUAUCGUGCAGCCAAGCUUGGCCUUGCUGAAUUUGUUGAGCAGCUUUUGGCAAAGGGCUGUCCCCCAGAGCCAGUUGGGGAGGUAGGAAUUUACCGGGAUAAGAGCCCACUCAUAUACGCAGCCUGGAAGGGAUAUACUGCAACUGUCCAUGCUUUUAUUGAACAUCAUGCAAAUGUUGAGUUCAGAGACAAAGAUGGCUAUACACCACUGAAUCUAGCUGCAGUUUCGGGGAGUGCUGCCACGGUGAAAAUGCUGGUCCAAGAAGGACAUGCAGAACUUGAAAGCAGAAAUGAUGGCAUGACAGCGCUCUAUUUUUCUUGUCAUAUGUCAAUGCAUCAGACCGCUGCUGUGCUUCUCGAGCUGGGUGCAGACCCUGACAUGGGAUAUUCCAAUGAGACGAGCUAUCCACGCUGGUCGCCCCUCAUCUUAGCAGCUUCGGAAGGAUAUGUGGAAUGCGUGAGGGUCUUGCUCGAACAUGACGCUGAGCCCAAUAUCCCCGGACCUUGGGGAACCGAUACACCACUCAGAUAUGCUGCUAUCCACGGCCAUGCCCAGAUUUGUCAAUUGCUGGUUGAGCAUGGUGCAGACCCGAACAGUCCUCUAAUUCGCCCACCUAUCCUCACAGAGGUGAUUCUUCGAUACUCGGGUGGCUCUGCUGUUUCAACUCAACAAGAUAUGAUUGAGCUGCUAAUUGGACUCGGCGCUGAUAUAGACAAAGAGGGUUCAGAUGGAAAAACCGCGCUGAUCACUGCUGUAAAGAAUGGCGAGCUUGAAAUCGUGAGGCUCCUCUUGAAGUACAAUGCUGCGGUAAACACAAAAGUCUUCGAUAACGACGACGAGUACCCAGGAUGGACAGCAAUGUCCUUUGCAGCGGAUGGUGGCAAUGUGGAUAUUGUCCGAGCGCUGGCAGAUGCAGACGCUGAUCUCAACCAUAAGACGUUUGACAGAGAGCUGGCUCCUCUGCAUCUAGCCAUUUCCAACGAUGCUCUCCGAAUACUGCUUGAAUACCGGAAGAGGAUCGACAUCGACCAGCUCACAUUGAGUGGAGAUACACCUAUCCUACGGCUGCAACGAACGGAUGUACCAAACGACAAUUUGAAGCGUCUCAUCAAUGCUGGGGCAAGUCUGAAUCUACAGAAUAAUCUUGGCGAUACAGUCCUCACUAUCGCCGCGUACGACAACAACCUUGAUAUUGCAUGCUACCUUCUCAAGCAGCAGGAUAUUGAUACCAGUAUUUAUUCUCCAUCUUACGGGGCAGCUCUGCAUCAGGCAUGCCGCCGGGGUCAUACGGAGAUGAUUGAACUGCUGGUUAAGAAUGAUGCCGACAUAAACCAGACAUUGCCAAUAAUAUUUGGAACACCACUUCAGACCAUCUGCGGGAGAUGGGAUCACAAUGGGUCAUCAGCCUCGAUGAGACAUAUGGAGUAUCUUCUUUCCAAAGGCGCCGACAUCAACAAAGUUGGGAGAACACUUGGCACGGCUCUUCAUAUAGCCUGCUGUGCAUGUCCCCCCGAGGUCCUUUCUUUUCUCCUAAGUAAUGGAGCUAAAUGCGAUACCGAGGACGCUCACAGCAGGAGACCAAUUCACUUUGCGGCAUUCCGGGGCAUAGAACAUUUCAAAAUCAUCCUCGAGGCGGGCGCAGACAUCAAAGUUCGUGACGGGAUGAAGAGGACCCCAUUGCAUUGGGCAGUCCAGCGGGGACGUGAAGAGGUUGUCCGGUUCAUUCUGGCCGAAUUGGGCAAGGAGUGCAUUGACGAGGGCGAUAUCGACGGCUGGACUCCCCUAUGCUGGGCUGUCAGAGGUACACCUAGUUUCACUUUUAUCCCAGACAAAUCCGGCUCAGAAGACCCAGACCAAAUAGAAACCAUCAAAGUGCUUCUAGAAAAUGAUGCGGAUAAAACUAGGUAUGGCUCGAUCGGUGAUGUCGAAUGGAGACCCCUGAAGAUUGCGCUGUACAGCGGCGUGCAUCGCGAUGUUGUAAGCCUGUUGAGCACGCCGGACGCGCGGCACAAGCAGAGACGCAGCCAUGGGGAAUCUUGGAUGGGUCCUGAUGGAGACACAAGGCCAGCUGAUUUAAAAGAUGGAAAAAUCUGUGACUCUUGUCUUUGGGCAAUCCAUGGUUUACAGUAUCAUUGCCAAGUUUGUGAUGACUACGAUCUCUGCCACAAGUGCUAUGCUCGCCGAGAUAUUAUUCAUUCUCUCGACCAUACAUGGAGGGAAGAAGGCCCAGAAUAUCCAGAUGCGUCUGGUUCAGAGUCAGGCCGAGAUGAUUCUGCUGAUGAGUCUACCGAGAUGUCUGAUUCCGAUUCCGAUUCCGAUGCGAGCCCUCAUUACAGCAGUGAUGACGACAUUGGCUCUGAGAAGCGGACGAAUGGCGUUGAUGAUUCCGGUGAUCAUAGUGACUCGGAUAACAGCUAG